This is a messenger RNA of Carassius gibelio (silver crucian carp), 1865 nucleotides long. RefSeq lists its product as uncharacterized. The transcript is spliced from 8 exons. The coding region runs from base 82 to 1077 and encodes 331 amino acids. NCBI's taxonomy places the organism in Eukaryota, Metazoa, Chordata, Actinopteri, Cypriniformes, Cyprinidae. The record is from RefSeq and is a predicted model, not a curated record.
CGGACACUGAGGAAGUCAUGAUCAGUGUUUUAAUGUGAGCGAGUGUGACAGUUAGUUGGAUUUGUGAAUAAACGCUUCGAAAUGAAGCUCUAUUGCCCUCUGAUCUCUGGGCUCCUUUUGUCCUUCAUUUUCUUCAGAGAUUCAAGUGAGGAUCUGUCUGUGAUUCAGAGUCCAUCCAGCAUCACUGUAGAUGAAGGACAAUCUGCUCAAAUCAACUGCUGCUGGAAUGAAACCAUACAGAAUGCUAAAGUUGCUUGGUACAUCAAAGAUACAAAACAAAAGCAGGAUCCCCAAGAACACACAACACAGAACUGUACAGCUCUGAACCUCACAAACAUACUUAAAAAUGCUUCAGGUCAUUAUGUUUGUGAAUUGACUCAAGAUAUACCAAUCCUGCAUAGGAAGAAUGGUAGUGGAACAGUCAUAACUGUCAAUGGCAUACUAGCAGAAACGACAACAACUGUCAAUGUUCACACACUUUCAAACCCGGCAGGGGUAAAACCAGAUGUCCAGACAAAUCCAGAAGGUAGUUCGCGGGAUGUAGUACUCAUAUAUAUUUUCAGAAGUCUGCCCUUCAUCUGUCUGCUGGUGGCGUUCUUUUACCUAAACAGGGACAAAAAACAAGUCACUGCGUCAAGACCAGCUGUUUGGACUCUCAUUCUGACGGCACCCAUUCACUGCAGGGGAUCCACUGGUGAGCAAUCACUACGUCUUAGAUGGCUUGUGGUGGAGCAUGCUGUAGAGUCAGGAGAAAGACCAGAUGAAGACCUGGAAGCUGGAGAUACACAGAGGAGUGAAACUGAAGAGGCUAAACGAAGUGAGAAUGUUCCUGAACAAGAGAAAAAGAUGGUUGUUAACAACCAGAAACCUGAGGUUACUGCUACAACAGAAGAAGAAAAAGAUGAAGAAAAACAGAUUGAUGUAGUUGUAGACACUGAACGAGGCACAUCUCCAGUGCAUGAUGAUGAAAAAAACAAGAUUGAAUCUGUUGUGAACACUGAUAAGAAGACACAUCUAAUGACUGAUGCUGAAGAAGUGACUGUUUCUGUUCUGGGCGGCAUUGUUUCAGCUCUGUGACACACACACAGGAAAUGGUGUUAUGGGUGUGUUGUUCAGGCCUAUGAUGCCACUUCCUGCGUAAUUGCCUGUUUACAGACUCAUAAUGGAUUUGCAAUGAUUUACACUGAAUUCUGAAAGUAGAUGAAAUACUGUAUAAUAUGUAUUGUGCGUGCAUGAAUCUUUUUGUCUGAUUGUAUGUAUUGUGGGAUUGUGUAUAUGAUUGUUUAUCUGUGUCUUUGGUAAAUCGAAAGCGAGAUCAGUGUUGUGGUUUAGGCUUCACUGUGACAAAAUUAGUUGCGUUGGGAGGGGGUGAAAUUCUGCGAGUACGAGAGUGUCAUGCGUGUGAAAGGUUGUGAUGUGGGAGGAAAGUAGAGUCCAGAUUCUCUACAGAUGCUCAGAAAUGAAGUGUUCCUCCAGACUCCUGUGUGGACUCCUCGUGUCAUGCCUUUGUUUCAGAGUUUCAAGUGAGGAUCUGUCUGUGAUUCAGAGUCCAUCCAGCAUCACUGUGAAUGAAGGACAAUCUGCUCGAAUCAGCUGCUGCUGGAAUGAAACCAUACAGAAUGUUAAAGUUGCUUGGUACAUCAAAGAUACAAAACAAAAGCAGGAUCCCAAAGAACAUACAACACAGAACUGUACAGCUCUGAACCUCACAAACAUACUUAAAAAUGCUUCAGGUCAUUAUGUUUGUGAAGUGACUCAAGAUAUACCAAUCCUGCAUAGCAAGAAUGGUAGUGGAACAGUCAUAACUGUCAAUGACAAUCUAGUAGAAACGACAUAUUUCAAUGGCAUACUAGAUAACAAAACGG